AUGGAAGAUAGAGACUCAACCGCCUCAUUUCAUAUUCUAUCAGAAAGCAGACUGCUGUCCGUCGUUUUGUUUGGGGGAGAUAUCCUAACUAUCAGCCUCGAUGACGAACUUCCAUCCAUUGAUUUUGUUGGAUCGGUGGAGUCUGGAAUAAAGGCGGCUUGCUGGAGCUCCGAUGAGACCUUCCUCAUUCUCGUGAACGGUGAUGGCACGCUUAUACAGAUGACCCGAGACUUCGACGUGAUCUACGAGGCGCCCCUUCAGGCUAGUGAUUUUGGGGAAGAGAAACAGAGCAACGUCGGAUGGGGUUCAAAAUCUACUCAAUUCCAUGGUUCACUUGGCAAGUCUGCUGCUUCUGCUGCUUCUAUGGCGGUUGGAUCAAGUCCCGACGAUGAUGCAAUGCCCCGAAUAACCUGGAGGGGUGAUGCAACAUACUUCGCUGUUUCGUCACUCGAGGGAGUACUGUCUACGCCCAUCCGUCGAGUCAUCAGGGUGUACUCCCCUUCUCCAUCGUUAUCUCUUAUUUCCACGACUGAGCCGAUCCCUGGGCUCGAACAUCCCCUAUCAUGGAACCCCACCGGAUCACUAAUUGCAUCAACACAGCGCUUCGGCUCGAAUAAUGCUGAGAGUGGCUUAGGUGCCGGUCGCGAAGGACGUCAUGAUGUAAUCCUUUUCGAGCGCAACGGGCUGCGUCGGAAUAGUUUCGAAAUCGCACCUAUCAUGCAAUGGAAGUACCGCGUUGUCGAAUUAUCAUGGUCAUCGGAUUCCAGUGUUCUCGCGGUCUGGAUAUGCUCCGAAACCUCAGACGUUAUUCAAUUGUGGACCAUGGGCAAUUAUCACUGGUGGGUUCAUGCAUUCUCCCCAUCUGUACCUGCCCCAGGCGCAGCUGGACGCCUGACCAACAUGUCGUGGCAUCCUGAGAAUGCAUUAAUCUUGGAUUUAAUAUCAUCAGACAUUGUCGUCCGCCUAAAACUUGCUUGGGAAACCUGCGCAUCCCGUCUGCCACCACCUGUGGAAACUGGGUCUGUUGCUGUGAUCGAUGGUGGGAAUAUUCUGAUUACUCCAUUCAGCACCCAGAACGUGCCCCCUCCCAUGUCAUCAUACCGUAUAGAAGUGACACAUCCAGCAAAGCUCCCUUUCACCACCGCGCCUACGCAUAUCGCGUUAUCUCACAGUGCCGACCUUCUUGCAGUUCUACAUCACGAUGGUGGUAUUGGAGUAUGGAACCUUCGUACAAAUUUGACGCCACCCCACAUGCAUAAAGGCAACCGGAAAGAUUACAAUGUCGCAAAUCCGAUCCAACUUUGGGAACGGACCGGGACUGAAGAUAUACGAGGAUCUUCGAGCUCGCGACAAAUAGCUUUGUAUCACCGGGAGACAGCAAGUGCGGUUGACGAAAGUUGGGGAGAUGUUAUUCAUCUCUACCUCCCUGGUGGCCAAGCGACUACCAUCGUCCUCCAAACUUUCGGAAGUGGGUGCUUGGUUGUAGCCCCAGUGGGAAUAUGGUUUGAAAAUGUAGAGGGAGUUCUCCAUGAAGUUGACGUUGAGAAUGGGGUUCUCCUUUCUUCAUCUAAACGGCUUGCAUCUUUUGCAUUUGGUGCUGUAUCCUUCACACCAGGCGGAACUGAGGAGCCCAUUUUUGUGGGUCUCUCGCAGACAGAUGCCAAACUACUCUCUUCCUCCCCUGGUCUCCCUUCCAUCGCGGAGCAUGUUAGUUCAUUCACUAUAACUCCGUCACACAUUGUAUACAUCGGGGCAUCUCACGAAGCUCACUUUGUUCGCUUGUCCCUGUUAUGCACCAACGGUUCAGGAGCCGAAUCCGGUGCCCCUGAUGGUUCUAUUACCCCUAGGAGGGUGGAGAGGGGUUCCAGAAUCGUGGUUGCGGUGUCUAGCUUAAUGAACUUAGUGCUUCAGAUGCCAAGGGGGAAUCUGGAGACCAUCUACCCACGAGCUUUUGUCAUGGACGUUAUUCGAGCCGACAUUUCCAGCCGGAGGUACCGGAAAGCCUUCCUCGCUUGCCGAAAGCACCGAGUAGACUUCAAUGUCUUCGUAUCCCACGACUCCCAGGCAUUUGUAUCAGACAUUGGAGAGUUUGUCAAGCAAGUCCAUGAGGUUGAUCAUUUGAACUUAUUUCUAGCCAACAUAGGUCGUGCUUCACCAGACACACCCAAGAUUAAUGACCUUUGUGAUGCCAUAAGGUCUUAUCUUGAGGCGAAGGAUUUGGUUGGAUACAUAAACUCUGUCCUCACUGCUUAUGUUGUCAAGACCCCUCCAGAACUUGAAUCUGCUCUUGGAUCACUUGCUCGAUUGAAAGCCCAGAACCCGGAGGUACUCGAAGAAGCGGUCAAAUACCUGAUAUUCCUUGUAGAUGCCAACACCUUGUUCGAUACCGCUCUCGGCAUGUAUGACUUUCCUCUUACGUUAUUAGUUGCCCAGCAUUCCCAGCGUGAUCCGCGAGAAUACAUCCCAUUCCUCAGGGAGCUGAGGGGCCUUCCUUCCGCUUAUCAAAGGUUUAGGAUUGACGAUCACUUGAAACGACACGCCAAGGCGCUUAUCGGCCUUUGCGGCGCUGGAUUGGAGAAGUUCGAAGAGGCAUUGAGCUACAUUGAACGUCACAAACUUUUCGACGAUGCAUUACGGGUGUGGAGCGGGCAUCCUGACCAUAUUCGGAUAUAUGGGGACCAUCAGUUUGAAAGAAGAGAGUUCUCUCCAGCAGCGCUAUCAUUCACGCUUGCGGGACAUUGGAAAAAGGCCAUGGUGGCUCACGAACGUGCUCACGAUUGGAAGGAAGCACUCUGUGCAGCUUUCCAUGCCGGGCUUUCCCAGGGCGACACCAAGGAUCUCCAUGAUCGUCUCAUAGAUGACCUUCUGAGUCGGAAGAGGCAUUGCGAGGCCGCUCGUGCGAUGCUAGAUUAUUCUAAGGAUAUCGAGGGUGCAGUACUUGCACUUGUGCAAGGAAACGAAGUUUCCGAAGCUUACCGAGUCGCAUAUCUACAUGCCAAGCCUGAGCUUGUUACAACCAUAAUUCAUCCCAAUGUACUUGUGCUCCGAGAAGAGAUUGGUGAUGAGAUUGACGAGGCCAGAGACCAACUAGCGAAGCAAUCUUCUCGAUUUGUCGAACUCCAGCGCAAGAAACUGGAAGAGCCAGGCCAGCUUCACCUGUGUGACGCACAAUCUCGGGAUGUCGAAGUAAUGACAGAUGCUGGUGAUUCAGUGGCCCCAACUACGUUCACUAGAUACACUGCCGCACCCUCCGUAACGCCCCCCAAGUCGAACCGUUCCACGAAGAAGGGGGAGCGAAAACGAGGAAAGAAGGGCACCGUGGAUGAAGAAGCCUACAUUCUGGCCUCCACGCUGAAACUCGUUUCAAGGCUUGACACAUUCAGAUCCGAAUGUGUGAAGCUCCUGCCACAUCUAGCCGUCAUAUCGGAAGAACAUAUGCGUGAGGCACGGGCGCUGCAGGCAACCUUGUUAUCCUUCGAGAGAGGUUUGGAAGAGGCAAUCACGUUCAUGUGGCCCUCUCAAGCACCAAUUUCUGAACACGCUAUCUCACCUCUACCUAAGCCUUCGCUUACAGCGGGAACAUGGUCGAUAAAGUCAUUGAAUGUGAAAUAA
This is a messenger RNA of Cantharellus anzutake, 3612 nucleotides long. RefSeq names its product IKI3 family-domain-containing protein. Lineage: Eukaryota; Fungi; Basidiomycota; Agaricomycetes; Cantharellales; Hydnaceae. Gene Ontology annotation, molecular function: tRNA binding. The record is from RefSeq and is a predicted model, not a curated record. The transcript has 23 exons. Gene Ontology annotation, biological process: tRNA wobble base 5-methoxycarbonylmethyl-2-thiouridinylation. Gene Ontology annotation, cellular component: cytosol; elongator holoenzyme complex. Bases 1 to 3612 code for a protein of 1203 amino acids.